AUGGAGUCCGUUCAUACCCUGGUCGCAAGAGACUCUUGCGAGUCUGGAAAUGACUUCGACAGCCGCAUGGGCCUGCGUAUCUCUUCCAUCUUUGUCAUCCUCAUUGGUUCAGCAUGCGGGGCUCUCUUCCCCGUCAUGGCCCGGGGGUUCAAGGACUCUAAAAUUGCCAAAUGUGCCUUUUUCGUUGCCAAAUACUUUGGCUCCGGGGUCAUUAUUGCCACGGCGUUCAUCCACCUACUGGCACCGGCAGAGGAGGCGCUAACCGACUCCUGUCUGACGGGCCCAAUCACCGAGUACUCCUGGGUCGAGGGCAUCGUCCUCAUGACCAUUGUGGUCCUGUUCUUCGUCGAGCUGAUGGUGAUGCGAUUCGCACGGUUCGGACACGGCCACGCUCACGACGACGAUGACGAUGACCACCACCACCACCACGUGGAAAUGGAACAUGCCGUUUCCCCGUCCCCAGCUGAGUCCGUCGACCUGAAAGGCCAUAUGCCCGGCGAGGACCACCUCGGCCACUCCCGCGAACACCAUGACGUGGAGCUCGGCAAGCAACAUUCCGAUCUAGAGGAAUACAUGGCCCAAUUAACCUCCAUCUUCAUCCUGGAAUUCGGAAUCAUCUUCCACUCCAUCUUCAUCGGCUUGACCCUCGCCACCACCGGCUCGGAAUUCGUAACCCUCUACGUCGUCCUCGUCUUCCACCAAACCUUCGAAGGUCUCGGUCUGGGUUCCCGUCUCGCGACAGUCCCCUGGCCACACUCCAAGCGCUGGACCCCCUACUUUCUGGGUCUGGGGUACGGUAUCUCCACCCCGAUCGCCAUUGCGAUCGGUCUAGGCGUGCGUAACUCCUACGCCUCGAACGGCGCCACGACGUUGAUCGUCAGCGGUGUCUUUGAUUCCAUCUCCGCCGGUAUCCUCAUCUACACCGCCUUGGUGGAGCUUCUAGCGCAUGAGUUCAUGUUUAGUACCUCGAUGCGUAAAGCCCCGAUUCACAUUGUCUUGGCCGCCUUCGGCCUCCUCUGUCUCGGGGCGUUGUUGAUGGCUUUGCUGGGGAAAUGGGCUUGA
Aspergillus ibericus CBS 121593 is the source of this 1062-nucleotide messenger RNA. RefSeq names its product low-affinity Zn(2+) transporter ZRT2 (gene zrfB). Gene Ontology annotation, cellular component: plasma membrane. The transcript has a single exon. NCBI's taxonomy places the organism in Eukaryota, Fungi, Ascomycota, Eurotiomycetes, Eurotiales, Aspergillaceae. The record is from RefSeq and is a predicted model, not a curated record. Gene Ontology annotation, biological process: zinc ion import across plasma membrane. Gene Ontology annotation, molecular function: low-affinity zinc ion transmembrane transporter activity. Bases 1 to 1062 code for a protein of 353 amino acids.